CCACAAAGAACAUGCUUAGCCAGAUACCAGUUUAGUUGCACAUUUCAGGCACAGAAUCUCUCAGGAAGAUGCAAUCCAGCAGCUGGAAGUUCCCCACCUUGAUACUUUGUGUGUAUGGAUUCUUCUCCACUAUGAGGCCUUCGGAACCAUUCCUUACACCAUACCUCACGGGUCCUGACAAAAACUUAACCAUAGAGGAGGUCACAAACAACAUUUUUCCAGUCUGGACAUACGCAUAUCUGGCGAUCCUAUUUCCAGUUUUCUUGGCCACUGACUAUUUAAGAUACAAACCUGUCAUUAUUUUACAAGGGCUCAGCUUUGUCGUUGUAUGGGUGAUGCUCCUGUUUGCACAAGGAGUGCUGGCAAUGCAGUUCAUGGAGUUCUUUUUUGGCAUGGUGACAGCCACCGAAGUGGCAUACUUCUCAUACAUUUAUAGUGUUGUCAGCAUUGACCGCUACCAGAAAGUGACCAGUUACUGCAGGAGCAUCCAGUUGGUUGCUUUCACUGUUGGUUCAGUGCUGGGUCAGCUCUUGGUUUCCUCAGGAGGACUUUCCUAUUUUUAUCUCAAUGUCAUUACCUUAGUCUCGGUAUCUGUGGCAUUCAUCUUCUCGUUUUUUUUGCCAAUGCCCAUGAAGAGUAUGUUUUUCCACAGGAGAGUUAGUGAAAUCACUGCAGGUGAAGGGGAUGCACAGCCAUGCCCAUCACAUGAUGUUCUUCCAAAGGGCCUUGUCAAAAACUUGCAUGAGAGCACUAGCAUGCCAGCAGACACUCCAAAUAGUAGUACAGAGAAAGGAGACACUCGUUUCCUAAAGAUUCUUGCGCAGUUGUGGUUUGACUUUAUUACAUGUUAUUCCACAAACCGAGUCCUGUACUGGUCCUUAUGGUGGGCCCUGGCCACAUGUGGUUAUAAUCAAGUGGUGAACUAUAUCCAAGUGCUGUGGAACCACGUAGAACCUUCUCAAAAUUUCACAGAAUACAAUGGUGGAGUGGAAGCAGUAUCAACUCUGUUGGGUGCAGCUACAUCUUUUGCAGUUGGCUAUACAAACAUUGACUGGGCUGUCUGGGGGGAGCUGGCUCUGGGCACAUUCUCUGCACUGGAUGCUGGUUGUCUUUAUCUAAUGACCUUCACUAAUAAUAUCUGGAUUUGCUAUGCAGGCUAUGUGGUAUUCAAGUCCUUGUACAUGUUACUCAUAACCAUAGCUACGUUUCAGAUUGCUGCUAGCCUAAGCAUGGAAAGAUAUGCACUGCUCUUUGGGGUCAAUAAUUUUGUGGCCCUUGCACUCCAGACAGUUUUAACAAUAACUGUUGUAGAUUCUAGUGGUCUUGGCUUAAGCAUUGUUACACAGUUCCUUAUAUAUGGAGGCUAUUUUGCACUCAUUGCCAUCAUAUUCCUAAUAAGAGGGACAUACACUGUGAUUACUGAAAGAUGUAAACACAAGAACCACAUUCAGCCUGAAGUCAAUGACCAGCACCAAGGCGGAGGACCUUCGAAAUGCCUUGAUGUGAAGAAACACCCCGAGCGAUUUAAAACACAUGACGACUCAGUAAUACUCCAUGAGAAUACUAAACUCUGAGAGACAGCUGAUUAUGAUGUAACGAAAUUACAGUACAUUUUUAAAAAGGUGCCAAAAUUACUUUUAGAAUGCCCCCAUUACUCCGUGCCUUGUGUGGACUAUGUACUGUGUGGAUUAUUUCCUGCCCGAUCUCAUGAAACUCUCCUGAUGCUUUGCUAGAACCAGCAUUUACCAUCCAUAUGCAUUUUACCAAGAGUGAAUACAUUUUUAUAUAAUUUUUUACAAACUGUAUUGUUAAACUGUUAAUGUGUAUAAUUAUAUAUUCUUGACUAAAUCACCCCUGUUCUUUACUGUUUUACAUGGGUAAAUAAUUAAAUAGAUUGAUAGACUGAUCUGGAACACCACAUUGUUGUGCAUUUGUUAAAAUUGAAGUAAUUCAGUCUCAGCUAUUGCUAUAUAUACACAAAAAAACAACAACAUGACAAUUAAAAAGGAAAUAUUACUUAAAAGGUUAAAAAGCAUGUAAACUUUCUUGCUGCACAAAGGAAUGCACAUUCCAAAUGAAAAUAUUCUUUAACUUUAUUAUCCUUAAAAAGUAGAAUCUAAAAGUAAAAUACAAGGCAGAUGAAAAGUGCUAUUACAAUAUAUAACAAGGAUAAAUGUUUUGUAUGUCAUUACUAUUUCUUUUAACACUAGACCAAUAUAGUCAAGUUUGCAUUAUACAGUGCCAAUAUUUAAACUGAAUUGUACUUGUAAGCAGUGCUAUGCAGCAAAGCCAAACGUGUAAAUAUUUUACAGAGUGAAAUGUCUUCAUUUACAAAUUUUUUUUGUUUUGUUUUUGUUUGUUUUUUUUACAACAUGGUUAAACAUA
Molecule: messenger RNA, 2385 nt
Organism: Polyodon spathula (Mississippi paddlefish)
Lineage: Eukaryota; Metazoa; Chordata; Actinopteri; Acipenseriformes; Polyodontidae
Product: thiamine transporter 1-like
Exons: 5
Coding region: 69-1574 (501 amino acids)
Biological process (GO): vitamin transport; transmembrane transport
Cellular component (GO): plasma membrane
Molecular function (GO): vitamin transmembrane transporter activity
Source: RefSeq, a predicted model, not a curated record